Cololabis saira (Pacific saury) is the source of this 3702-nucleotide messenger RNA. It is a transcript of the gene p2rx7, whose product is annotated as purinergic receptor P2X, ligand-gated ion channel, 7. Gene Ontology annotation, cellular component: nuclear inner membrane; plasma membrane. Gene Ontology annotation, biological process: response to ATP; monoatomic cation transmembrane transport. Bases 39 to 1769 code for a protein of 576 amino acids. The transcript is spliced from 13 exons. NCBI's taxonomy places the organism in Eukaryota, Metazoa, Chordata, Actinopteri, Beloniformes, Belonidae. The record is from RefSeq and is a predicted model, not a curated record. Gene Ontology annotation, molecular function: extracellularly ATP-gated monoatomic cation channel activity; purinergic nucleotide receptor activity; ATP binding.
CAGACCUACAGACCUGCAGACAGAACCGCACCAGCAUCAUGCCGUGCCUCCGCCUGCUCGGGCUGUGCCAGUACCAGACCAACAAGCUGGUCCGGAUCCAGAGCGUCCGGCUGGGAUCCCUGAAGUGGAGCCUGAACGGAGCCAUCCUGCUGGUCAUCUGCAUCAUGAUGCUGUGGAAUAAGCAGUACCAGGAGUUUGACUUGGUGGUGAGCUCCGUCACCGCCAAGGUGAAGGGUGUCGCUCAGACACGCCUGCCGGGCAUCGGAGAUGUGGUCUGGGACGUGGUGGACUACAGCGGGCCCGUACAGGAGAAAAACUCCUUCUUUGUGGUGACCAAUGUCAUUGUGACAAAAAAUCAGAAGCAGGGAAACUGCCCAGAGGUUCCUCUUAAAGGCAGAUCGUGUCGAACUGAUAAGGAUUGUGAGAAAGGAGCCUGGGACCAGCUGAGCCAUGGGAUUCAGACGGGGUCAUGUGUCAAGUUUGAUGUGAUGAAGAAAACCUGUGAGGUUUCUGCGUGGUGUCCCAUAGAAACCAAAACAACCCCUACGAGGCCUGCUCUUCUGGCAGCCGCUGAGAACUUCACUGUCCUCAUCAAAAACAACAUCAGGUUUCCUGCCUUCAACUUCAUCCGGAGGAACAUCCUCCCAGAGAUGACGGCUGCCUACCUGAGGAGCUGCCACAGAGCAAACGACUCACUGUGCCCCAUCUUCAGGCUCGGGGACAUCGUUCGAGAGGCCGGGGAGAAGUUCUCCACCAUGGCCGUGGAGGGGGGCGUCAUCGGCAUUCAGAUCAAAUGGGACUGCAACCUGGACCGGCUCAUGCACCACUGCCUCCCCAGGUACUCCUUCAGGCGACUGGACGAGAAAGAGAGCAACAGGACGCUGUACCCCGGCCUCAACUUCAGGUAUGCCAAGUACAACACCGUGAACGGAGUGGAGGAGCGGACGCUGUACAAGGCAUUUGGGAUCAGAUUUGAUGUCAUGGUGUUCGGACAGGCGGGAAAAUUCAGCUUCAUUCAGCUCAUCCUUUACAUCGGUUCGACGCUUUCGUACUACGCUCUGACGACGAUAUUCAUCGACUGGCUGAUUGAAACCAGCUGUUAUUCUGCAGAGGUCGGACGAAACUACUCUGAGAAGAAGUUUGAGUCGGUCCGAGAUGGACGGCAGUGCAUCAUCUGCGUGUCCUACGUUGACGAGAAGGACGUUCGGCUGUUGAAAAGAUCACAAAAGAAAAGUUUACAAGACAUCAAGCCGAAGAUCGUUCUGCCACGUAAGGAGGACACGGCUCAUCUCAGAGCCGUUCUCUGUCUCCUGCAGCCGGAUGUCAGCGCGGAUCCUCAGGCCCCCCUCCAGCAUGAAUCCGACCCUAAGUGCCGUCGUCCAGCCUGGUGCAGAUGUGGCCGCUGCACUUCCUCCUCGCUCCCGCAGGAGCAGCUGUGCUGCCGGAGCAGCGACGGCGCCUGCAUCACUUCGUCUCCGCUGUUCGAGCAGCUGGUGCUGCGUCGCUCUCUGCUGGAGGCCGUCCUCCUGUACCAGGAGCCCCUGUCCCCCCCCGAAGGGGGGGCCCGGACCACCGCCCUGCGGCACUGCGCCUACAGGCAGUACAUCAGCUGGAGGUUUGGGAUCCCGCCCGAGGACGCCCAUCCGGCCAUCCCCAGAUGCUGCGUGUCGGGAAUCAGGGAGGCGUAUCCGAGCCCGGACGGACAGUACGGCGGCUUCAAGCCCGUCAGAACACCGUCCACACGGGCCUGCGCUAACGGAGAGCUGUGAAGGCGGCGGGCGAAGGCCCGUAAUCACUGACCUACUAACAAAGCCUUAUGAAUAUGCAGUUUAAUGCAAUAACUUUGCUCAGCUUGGCAGAAAAUGAAAGUAUGUCAGUUUGUGUUGGGUCGGAAGGCGAUGUGGGGUGGGGUGGGGGGGCAGAAAAACCUCACUAAGUCAAUAAAUCAGACCGUUGUCAAACAUGAUCUAUCACGUUGAGCUGCAGUCGUUCUCAGUUUCAGUUUGAAAGCAGCUCUUGCUUUUAUAGAGCAGAAAUUACUUUAAUCAGGCUCAGAAAGAUGAUUUCUCCUCCCAGGAAGGUGUUCACAUCCAUCAUAUCAUAUAUGGAAAUGAGGGUUUGUGCCAAAAGGGGAUAAAAAAAAAAAAACAGAAAGAGGUUGAAACCCCAAAGAGAUCAAAGCUCAGACUGUCACUUCAUUGUGCUGAGUGGCUGAUUUUUAUUCAGAUAUUUUUCCUUGCAACAUUCCUGUCAGCGCGUCUGAAGCUCAGGCUGCAGUGAGGCCGAGUCUGCAUGCUCCCAAAAACAUGAAAACAACACUUGACUUUGCAAGAAAUCACAAGAUGAGCUGUUUUCUUGUUGGAUUAAAGUCUAGACUGUUCACAUGAUUACCACUGUCACAGCGAGGUUGCCAAGUUUUCCAACUCGUCAUUUAAAAUAAUUGAAAUUCCUCCUCUACGAAUGAAUCUGGCAGCACUUUUCUUUACUCGACAGAAACAAACACACUGGGGCGACAUCGGGGGAAUUGUGCACGAUUGGCUCCGGUGUUGGAGUUUGAUGGACGACUCGGUCGGAGAGGGGUGGUGAGUCAAACCAGCCGCUCCAGGCGUCUCUUUAAGGUUGCUUCAGUUGUGAAGUUAUUUCCCUCCCUAUUUAUGUCCCUUCACUGCUUCACGUUCCCCGUUUUUUUUUUUAAAGCUCUUUGGUUUUAAGUAGCGUGGCCACACAUGCAUCGUGACUCACACGAGUCUCUGUCCACCAGAAAACACCUCGUAUCCACUUAGUCGUCUGCAAAAGUUAAAGUCAUUUAAUUGUCACGGGCGGCAGUGAGGGAUCCGCUUUAAGCAACGACUUCUGUGACUUACCAACUCUUAAUCUUCUUUUUUUAAUAAUGUCAGUGGUGCUACCAUCUAGUUCUGCCCUGGGGAGUAGUAACAGGGGCACAAUGAGUGCUGUAGUGAAUUGUAUGGACAUUCAAAACAGCGGGAGUGAGCAUGGCCCCCCCGGGGUGGUGAGAGAGGGCCGUCUUUUGACCACUGUGGUCAGACACGCAGAGACUGGCUGGAGAUGAUCUACUCAGUGACCCAGAGACAGACAACUCAAAAAUGACAUCUGGUCUCACUUGUCCACAUCACAUUGGUCCAGAAACCGUGUGUAGUCAUGACGACCUCCGUCUCAGCCAUUUAAUGUUACAUGCUCAGUGAAACCUGUAGCAUCGGAGAUGGAGCGCCUGUGCCUUGCUUUUCUUUUAUUUAUUUAUAUAAUAUAAUCCACAUUGAUUUGAUAAUAGUUUUGUAAAGCUUUCCAGAUUGAUUUGCAGCGACAGUUGUUUGUCUAAGACUUAUGUCUUGCCCUUUUUGCAGUGGGUUAACUCAGCCCUGAAUAUUCCAGGAAACAUUAAAAAGAUCUGUGUUGGUCUGCAGAGCUGCUGAGGAAUCAGUUCAUCCAGGAUGAUGAUUAGCAGCGUCUGACCUCAACUUUGCUUCAGUAAGAUUUAAGGGAUUAGUCAGUGGUCAGUGUGUACUAAGUACCACUUACAGUAGUUUCUUUUUGGCAUAUUUUUUAUGAUAUAAAAAUGAGUUGUGAAAAGAAGUUAUAUGCUGUUUUUUUAUUAUUAUUAUUAUUAUUAUUAUUAUUAUUAAUUUAUUUUACACUGUGGAUGCUAUCAAAUUAAAAGAGGGGGAACUAAGUUUAUACAUGACU